AUGUCAAGUGAUGAAAAUAAAAAAUCAGGAAUUUAUCAGGCUGCAGAUAAGAUAGUAAAUAUGCUUUUCAAGACUAAUGAAAAUGAUGAUGAUAAAGAUGUUGAAAUAAUGCAAGCAAUGCUUGAUAUGGUUUUAAUGAACACAACAUCAAUUAAUAAUGAUUGUAACAAAAUAAAGGAAGAAAAAGUUCUUGAAAAUGAUAGUAGAAAUGGAGAAGAUUAG
This is a messenger RNA of Strongyloides ratti, 222 nucleotides long. RefSeq lists its product as hypothetical. The coding region runs from base 1 to 222 and encodes 73 amino acids. The record is from RefSeq and is a predicted model, not a curated record. The transcript has a single exon. NCBI's taxonomy places the organism in Eukaryota, Metazoa, Nematoda, Chromadorea, Rhabditida, Strongyloididae.